ACCUCAAAUCAAUUUGCAAUUUCAGUCGAUCUCCGCGUUGCAGCGUUGCAUGAACUCAAUUUAGCCGCGUGCGAAACAGAAAGUUUACACAAGUUCAACCGAAAAGCCUUACGGAAAUACACUUACUUAGGAAACGGGCAACAAACAAGCAACAACCAACAAGCAGAAACAACGGCAACAACUUGAACUCGAAAAUAACCCAAAACGCAGUCGAAAUUGUUAAUUGAACUUUUAUUUAUUAACUUUUGGCAAAUCGGUGUCAAGCGCGGCCUAGAAAAAGAAAUAAAACGCAAGCACAGGCGACAAAACGCCCCAAACAAAUUCCAGGCACGUUGCAGACGUUAUUACGCAAACGGCGCUAUAAAACACACUCCAGCAACUGCUGCUGCAACUACAACUACAACUAAAGCAACUAGCAACUAGCAACAUUGCCAACAGCAACAGCUGACGUUCGAUGAGCGUUUCAGUUUGGAUUACAUGCUGACCAGAUGCACAUCUUGGCUAAUCGGGUCUAUCCUAUGUAAGGUGCAGCUCCCGCAGCGAGCUUUUCCCCACUGAACUUGAAAGUGAAAGUGAACGCGAGAGAGAGAAAGAUAGAUAGAGAGAAAGAGAGCGGCGAAAUUGGGAAGAAAUUGCGCUUGGCUUGGUCAGAAACAAAAGAGAGCAGAGCCAAAAAAAGGGGAAAGACAACAUUUCGCUUUUGCUGGAGUGGCCAAAAACAUCUCAGAGCAUCAGCCAAGGUCGUUCGUUGGAGCCAUGAGCAGUCCCAUGGAUCAGGCGGAGCAGGUGUACGAGGUGAAGGCGCCACAUGCCGGCGCAGAGGGUCACACAUUCCUCGUGAGUCCCGUGGAUCCCACUCCGAUCCUAGCACCCAUUCUCACCGCUGUGCCGGUGAUGAAAGCGCCGGAAUCACCAGCUCCCAUGGAGAAGGCCAACGAGGUGGAGGAGCUGGAUGAUGAGCAGCCCAGCUGCAGUUCCCAGGCGGUGGUGCCACUGUCCUCAUCGCUGCCCUGCAAGCUGCUCCGCAUGCAUGCCAGGCGCUCUGCCCAGGCACUGCUCCACCAGAUGGAAUCGAUGGACUCUCAGCUGGGCAGCAGCAAUGGCAGCACCUCGGAGGAUACUUCACCCUCGGCUCCACCCAUGUCGCCCACCGAUCAGCAACUGGUGGACGUGGGCAUGGGCUCCUCCAUUGGGGACUCGGAUGAAUCUUCGGAGGAGGGCGAUGAGUUGAAGCCACUGGCCGUGGACAAUCACAUCAUAAACGAGGUGGACUUAACCGAGCGCCAGUCUACGCCACCGGCCGUCUUGAGUGAGGCAAAUUUGGAGAAGUUCCGCAAGCACCAGAUGGAUAACAUCUAUUUGCAUCCCAACUUCACCCUGGAUGCAUCUCCGCCUCCCGCGGUCGCACCGGCCAACUCACCCGUGCUGGAAGCCAAGAGAACUCAUCGCUCGUUCCUCACCAUGAAGAAGGAGAAGGAGGUGGAGCAGCCACAGGAGAAGGAGCAGGAAGUGCAGAUUCACCAGGAGGCGGAUACCGAACACCAAGGACCCAAUGAGAUAGAUACUCUUGAUCCCUCACUCAUUCCCAGCGAGGAGCUGGCUGCCGAAAUCACCGAAGCCGUGGAGUUCUACUUCUCCAACGAGAGCAUCCUGAAGGAUGCAUUCCUGCUGAAGCAUGUGCGGCGCAACAAGGAGGGUUUCGUGAGCCUCAAAUUGGUGUCCAGCUUCAAGAGGGUGCGCCAGUUGACGAGGGAGUGGAAGGUGGUUGGAGAUGCAGUGCGUCGCAAGUCGCGCAAGAUCGAGCUGAAUGAUGUGGGCACCAAGGUGCGCAGAAUCGAGCCGCUGCCCAGCUUCGAUGAAACCAUGCCCUCUCGCACGAUCGUCGCUUGUGAUCUGCCACUGGACAAGUUAACCAUCGAAAAGGUAUCGGAUCUGUUCUCACCCUGCGGCGAGAUUGCCCUCAUACGCAUCCUCAAGCCGGGCAUGGCCAUUCCCGUGGAUGUGCGCCAGUUCAUGAACAAGUAUCCGGAACUGCAGCAAAAGGAGUGCGCUCUCGUCGAGUACCUGGAGUCCUCCUCCGCCAGGGAUGCCCGUCAUCUGACUGGUCCCUUCCAGGUCUACGAGAUGGUGGCGCCCAAGAAGAAGACCGGCAAGAAGGCAGCCGUCAUCCAGAUCGCCGCUCCGGUGGCCCGGAUGGUGGAGAACUAUCGCUACUACAACGACGCCAACUACGAGAGGAGUCGCGGUGGCAGCUUCUCCGGCCACGAAACAGUUCCCGAUCUGCGCUUCAAACUCAAGCGCAACAACUCGGACUUCCAGCCCAGCUACUACCAACAGGGGCCCAGCUACCAUGCCAAUCCGUAUCAGCAUUAUCAGCCCCGUGGGAGCAUCGGCAGCCAGAACCAGGAGGUGGGUCCCACCGGUUUUUUCGGCUAUGGUCCCAGGCGAUACAGCAACACAUCGACGAUUUCGGCCAACACAGCGGCCGCCUUGGGCGAUGUUUCGCCUAUAUCUUCUGCUGCCAAUGCAGGCGCUAAUCCGAUGGUGUCUGGUAUGAGCAAUCUGCAGCGCCGCCUGUCCAACUGCUCCGAGCAGAACUUCACACCAGAAGCCAAUCCUUCGAUGUCGCGAAGGGCCAGCAAUUGCUCGGAAACGGGCGGAGUUCCCCAGCGACGUGACUCGAACUGCUCGGAGAGCUGUCCCUGCUCCAGAAGGGUCUCGGACUUUGGUCAGACCACGGAGACCAGUUACCGAAAGACCUCGGUGUGCUCCAAUGGCAGUUGCCCGGGCAACAAUCAGAACCAGGAGCGUCGCUUCUCGAACGGAUCCAUGCAGUUCGAGCGAACCUUCUCGAAUGCCAGCGAGAGCAGUGGCUUCUAUCGUCGUCCUUCGAACGAUUUCAACAUCGAGCGUGAGUCCAUUCAAACCGAUCAGCUGGUGGGUGGAGGAGGCGGUGGCUACCAGGUGUGGCCACGUCGUUAUUCCAACAACUUCCAGCAGCUGAGCAGCAAGCUGGCGGCAUAUGACAAUGCCCAGUAUAUUGGUGGCAGACGCAUAUCCACGGACUCGGGAUACGAUCGUCGCUGCUCCUUCGGAUCGGAAGGCUUCGAUGGAUCGCCACGAUCUCGCACCGGCAGUUUCCUUAGCAACUACAAGCACGGCGGAGGCGAUGGCUACGAUGGCCAACCGAGAUCCCGUACCGGCAGCUUCCUGGACGGAUCGCCACGGUCGCGUUCCGGAUCGUUUGCCCAGCGCGCUGCCGAGAGCCUGGUACGCACUCCCAUGGGUCCAGAUGGUAGCAAGGGAUUCGGCCAGAGGGCCAGGAAAUUCGGACAGGCCAUAUCGCCCGUGAACUAAACUGGGCGCAUAUUGUUGAUUAAUUUUAGUGGGAGUAUAGAAAGAACUCUGUUAUAGAACUCCGUUUUAGAACGGCUAAUCGUAUGUGAAAUUAAUGGCUGUACACUGUGAUGCUGUUCAACUUGUUAAAAGUCCCACAUAUACACCAUUAUACACCCCCCCAACACCCCCGAGCACCGUAGCCCAACUUAGGUUAGGAACAGAUACCUAUAGUUAACGAAUUUUUAUCACCGAACUUUCCGAGGGGUUUCGUUGGAUCACGUGGAACUCUGCCAGCCCUUGAUAUUAUUUUUUUACACCUUUCUUAUAUGAAACAUAACAUAACAAUCACUGCCAAUAGCUUAAGAAAUGCAACACAGAGAUAUAAUUGGUUUGGUAGACACUUAGGAUUAUACGUAACAUAAUCAAUAUAUAUGAUUGACCAUUAACCAGUUGGUAGAUUGUAGGUUAUAAACAUCAUUGUUGUGUUUGAAAAACUAUAGAAAUAGAAUACGGCCCCAACUAUAUUCGCAAAGUCUCACCGGACUUCUAUACGAGUAUAUGCCUAGAAAUAUCCUCACGAGUUCACAAAAUAUUCCUGGCGACUUGUAUGCAGAUUUAGUAUUCUUUUAUUGCCUAUAAACAUUUUUAUUUAGCUUGCAAUUAGGUUAGAUAUAGGAUUGUCACACACCCAUAACUCAAACGGCUGCCAUAAAAAUCAGUUAUAGAAUUGCGGCCAUACUAAACCAGAUGUGAGUAUUACGGAUGUAAUUCAGAUUGGAAUGAAGAAAAAUUUAAUUAGAUUCUCAGGUCAUUAGGUUUAACAUUCGAGGGGCAGGCAAAGGUGAUUUCCACAUUUUCCACCCAACCCACUCGCAAUUUUCGCACCUUUUUAUUUUAUUUGUUUUUAUUUCCACACUUUUAUUAGUAAUAAUUAAUAAUUGCAUAUUUAGAUGUAGGAAACUUGGUUGUCCUCCGGCGAAUGAAAAAAAAAACGGAGGAAACAGCAAAACGGAUUAUUACAGGAGAGAAUAAAAAUAUUUUUCAUUUUUAGCUUUUAAUUUCGAUUUCUUACAGACGCAUUGGUCUGUAGAUGCAAUAAAUUAUAUUAUGCGUGUUAACCAUAAAUAAACUUAUUACAAACAAUAAA
Drosophila yakuba is the source of this 4486-nucleotide messenger RNA. RefSeq lists its product as uncharacterized. Bases 757 to 3357 code for a protein of 866 amino acids. Gene Ontology annotation, molecular function: mRNA binding. The transcript has a single exon. The record is from RefSeq and is a predicted model, not a curated record. Lineage: Eukaryota; Metazoa; Arthropoda; Insecta; Diptera; Drosophilidae. Gene Ontology annotation, cellular component: nucleus.